AGCUGAGAAGGUGGAAGGAUGGCGCUGCCUAGCAAGACUCCUCUGCUUUUCUCGCGAAUAGUUAUUGCUACACGCAGACAUGGGUUUUAUCGACCGUUAUCCACAGUAACAAGCAACACCACGAAAACAAAGAUACAAGAUGGAUAUUAUGACCAAGAACACCAGGAACUUCAAAGGUCUUUGAUAAAACUGAUUGAAACUGAAAUCAACCCAUUUGUCGAUGAGUGGGAGGCAGCAGGACAGUGGCCAGGUCAUAGAAUCUUUAAGCUCCUUGGUCAGGCAGGCUUUCUUGGCAUCAACAAACCUACAGAAUAUGGUGGUUUAAACUUGAAUUAUAAAUACCAUGCUGCCUACCUAGAAGCCUUAGGUCACAUUCGAGCAGGGGGCGUUAGUUUAGGCAUUGGUGUGCAGACAGAUGUAGCUACACCUGCCCUAUCCAGGUUUGGAAGUGACUAUGUGAAGAGGGAAUUCCUAGCACCAGCAAUCUCUGGAGAUGUGGUCGCAUGUCUAGGAGUAAGUGAGCCAGGUGCUGGCUCAGAUGUUGCAGGGCUGCAGACGACAGCACGUCAGCAGGGGGAUGACCUGAUAAUCAAUGGACAAAAGCUGUGGAUUACAAAUGCUUGUCAGGCCGACUGGAUCUGCAUCUUAGCCAAUACUUCCAUAGGACCUCCUCACCGCAACAAGUCUUUGAUAUGUGUGCCUAUGAAAACUCCAGGUGUCAAUGUUGCAAGAAAGCUUGAUAAGUUGGGAAUGCGAAGUUCUGACACAGGUCACAUCUUCUUUGAUGAAGUACGAGUCCCAGCAAAAAACAUUGUCGGAGAAGAAGGAAUGGGAUUCGUAUAUCAGAUGAAACAGUUUCAAGAGGAGCGCCUUGCUAUGGCCAUAGGGACUCUGGUUCCACUGAAAACAAUUAUGGAGGAAACCAUUAACUACACAAGGGAGAGGAAAGCUUUUGGGCAGCCUCUGCUUAACAAUCAGUACAUUCACUUUCGCUUAGCAGAGCUAGAAACAGAACUUGAGUGCUUAAGGUCACUGAUCUAUAGAGCAGCUGAUCUUCUUGUGGCUGGCCAGGAUGUUACAAUGUUGGCAUCAAUGUGCAAAUUGAAAUCUGGUCGUCUUGCUCGUGUCUUCACAGAUUCUUUACUGCAGUUUUGGGGUGGCAUGGGUUUUACCAAUGAGGUGUUGGUAAGCCGUCUGUAUCGAGACUUGCGGCUCUUCUCCAUUGGUGGAGGAGCAGAUGAGGUAAUGUUAAGUGUCAUCUGCAAGUACAUGAACACACUGCCUCAUGUACCUGUGAAGAAGGUGAAGUAAGUUCCUGUAGUGAAUGAUAACAGAUAUACCAGAAAUAGCAACUGAACAGCAAGGAAAGGAAUUAGAAAUUAUAGACAAAAUAAAGAUGUUGAUGAGAGUGCAGUCUAGAAAUUACGAAUAAUGUUGAAGAUGAAGGUAAUGGUAUAGAAAAUACAAACUGAAUAUAAUGCUUAUUAUUUGGCAUGUUUUUGAUCUAUCUCUUUUUUUUAUAAAUCUGUUUAAUUGUUUUAACACAUCAACAUCAGUCUUUAAUUAGUUGCAGCUUUAUGCUCUAUCAGAUUUUGACAUUUUAUACUUUUCCAUUUCUAGAGAUUAUUAGUACCUAAAGAUUUAUUUUCUUUCUUAUAUAUUGUUCUUUGAAGACUAUAAUUGCAUAAGUUUACACAUGUCCUUUGUACCUUGUUAAUUCUCUUUUUUUUGUAACCUCUUUUUCUUUCUCAUUUUUUUUUCUUUGGUCAACAGUAAACAUUUAGAACAAGAACAUUUUUAGAAUGUACUUAAGGUAGGAAAACACUGAUUUACAAUUCCAUAAUGAAAGUAGCCAGACCCUGAAGAUGGCUCUCUGCUCACAAUAAGAAACAAGUCAAUGUGACUCACCAAUAGAUCAUAUAGAAAAGAAAAUGGUGGCUGCUGCACUAAAAGAAAAAAAAUGUCUAAGCCCACACACAGUUGCUGAAGACUUUUACUAAGAUUUUAUGAAGGUUGAUAGUUAACCAAAGUUUUGUGGUGAGAUUGCCUGCAACAGAAAUAUUUGUUAUCAUACUAUUAUUAACAGAAUUUGUACAAGUGUUGAUUGCUCAUAUUGAUGGUUCAAAUUAAAUGUGGAAGUAUUUUUGUACACAUAUUUUGUAAAGGCUUGUUUAAUUUGAAUUUCCACAAGUGCUGUAAGGGUAAAAUGAAUAAAUAAAUAAAAAUAUAUGAUUUGAUAAUUACAAAA
This is a messenger RNA of Penaeus indicus, 2248 nucleotides long. RefSeq names its product probable acyl-CoA dehydrogenase 6. The record is from RefSeq and is a predicted model, not a curated record. The coding region runs from base 19 to 1311 and encodes 430 amino acids. Gene Ontology annotation, biological process: butyrate catabolic process; fatty acid beta-oxidation using acyl-CoA dehydrogenase. The transcript has 8 exons. Gene Ontology annotation, molecular function: flavin adenine dinucleotide binding. NCBI's taxonomy places the organism in Eukaryota, Metazoa, Arthropoda, Malacostraca, Decapoda, Penaeidae.